GGUUAUUUAAUUCGCUUAGUACGUGCAAAUUACGGUCGUUUUAGCAUCAGUAUCUGCAACGAACAUGGAAAUUUAGAUUGGAGCGUUGACUGCACGUCACACAGAUCAUUUUACGUCAUACACGAAAGUUGCGGUAUGAAGAAAAGCUGCAGUCUACCCGCUUCCAGUUCUGUUUUCGGGGAUCCCUGCCCUGGUACCCUCAAGUACUUAGAAGCUCACUAUCAUUGCGUUACAGAAUCUACUACGACUAUCGAUAUACCGAGCACCACGACUACAACAUCCACCACUACCACAACGCGACCACCCAUCAUCAUCCCCCUAACAAGAUUCACCAGACCAGUCACCGCAACCACAACAUGGCCGCUUUCUACCUUAUCUACCCUUACAUCACGGACUGUUACGUCACGGGUAACGUCAUUUAUGAGUUCUACUACUAACCAGGGGAAUGUUACCAUCUGGAGCGAGACCUCUGAAGAUACUACUUCAGUGACGGAACCUGCCACUACUCUUAAACCGAAAACCACGUCGAUUACUUUAUUUUGCCCCCCUUCUGUAUAUAGAAACAUGGUGUGGAAUUGGACCAAAGCUGGUGAGAUUGCAACACAGAAAUGCCCAGGAGGGGCUUCAGGGGUGGCAAAAUGGCAGUGUAGUCCCACGUCGAUCACGUGGUAUCCCGCUCAUCCCGAUUUGAGCCAAUGUAAUUCUCUUUGGAUCGAGAAUCUCAAAGCUAGAAUAAAUAAUGGAGAUUCUGUUGCAAGCAUUGCUGCUGAAUUAGCCCUCAUCACACGAACUAAACCGUUAUACGGUGGUGACGUGUUACAAACUAUGGAGUUGAUUCACAAAUUAAUAUCCAAGAUGGCUGACAGGAUUCACGAUAUAACUGACAACAAACAGCGCCAACAAUUGUUAGAAGAAUUCCUAGAAUCCAUUCUCGAUAUCAGUAACAAUUUAUUAGAAGAUAGCGAAAACAAUUUUUGGAAAGAUCUACCUCCGAGCGAACAAAAAAGAGCUGCUUCAGGACUCCUUCAGGGAUUGGAAAGAAGUGGAUGGCUUGUUGCAGACACUCACAAUCGUCGUUAUUAUUUGAGCAAAUCUCAGAGUAAUGUGUUAAUGACAGUUCGUGUAGUAGAUGCGUGGUCAACUUCAGAUAUCAAAUUCCCAGUUGCAGAAGAUAUAGACGGGAAUCCAUGGAUGAGGAUGGAAGAUUCUUUACUUCUUCCAACGCAAGCCGUGACUGAAAGGAUGGUAAAGUUAGUUUUGAUGGCAUACAACAAAGUAGACGAGUUACUGGGUGUAGAUCUACUACCGUAUACGUCUGCCAUCCCUGUAUCGAAAAUAAAAGAGAGUGAUCGAUCCCAGAACAGGACUCGUAUCAUCAAUAGCCGACUCUUAUCCGCAUCUGUAGACGGAUAUCACGUGAUUAGACUAGCACAUCCUGUGACGAUAUCCCUCAGGCAUAUACAGGAAGAGAAUGUGACUAAUCCCCGUUGCGUUUUUUGGGACUUUAACAUCAGGGCAUGGUCUACUAAUGGAUGCUGGAUAAUUCGCACUAAUUUGACUCAUACUGUAUGCCAGUGCGAGCAUCUGACUAAUUUCGCAGUCAUUAUGGAUGUCAAUGCUACAAAAAUGACUCUCCACAACUCCUUCAUUCUACGUAUCAUCACAUAUAUAGGAUGCUCUGUCUGCAUGUUAUUUCUCUUGGUUACUCUACUAUUGCUACAAUUUUACAGAUGUGUGAAAACCGAUCGGAUAACCAUCCACAAAAACCUGUGCUUAUGUCUCCUUUUAGGGGAAGCAAUCUUCGUUGGUGGAAUCGACCAAACGGAAUUUCCAAUUGUGUGCUCCAUACUUUCCGGAUUUCUUCAUUACAUACUUUUAUCGGCAUUCGCCUGGAUGUUUCUGGAAUGUUUUCAGCUCUAUGUCAUGCUGGUUGAAAUGUUCGAGUCCGAAAAAUCCAGACUGAAGUGGUACUACACAGUUGCUUAUGGAGUACCUUUGUUGGUGGUUGGUAUUUCUGCAGUAAUUGACCCUUACAGCUUUGGUACCGAGCGUUACUGCUGGUUAAGAGUAGAAAAUUAUUAUAUAUUUAGCUUCGUUGGUCCAGCUAUGGUCUGUACGAUGGCCAGCAUGUUAUUUUUGGGCCUGAUCCUGUGUAGGAUAUGCUGCCAGUCCAACGGAACCAUAGCAGCUAAAAAUAAGGAGCAAACGAAAUUAACGAGUGCCAAUGAUGAAGAUGCGUUAUCACAUAUCAACCGUCGUCUCACGGUCUGGAGCAGCGAAGCGUUUUUAGUCCUUCUGGUUCUCGGUUCGACUUGGGCUCUCUCUCUUCUAUAUUUACAUAAAGAAUCGACCAUUAUAGCUUACAUCUUCACGUCUUUAAAUUCACUUUUGGGUCUUCUAAUAUUUUCCUUUUAUUGUGUGAAGAACGAAAAGGUGAGGAAAGCUUUGCAGAAGUCUGUAAGAAAGACAAGAUGGAUGCCAGAAUGUUUCCGCCCAAACCAUAGUCGUGACAGCAGGUCCCAUCUAUACAGCCAGUCCAAUGGGACCAUCGCAGGAUCUGCACAGCACAGUUUACACCAUCAGAGUUGGAGCUCAUGCAUAGCACAACAGCAUAUGGCGCCAAAUGCUACUCUUCUUCAUUGCACCACACCAGACCAUCUGUCUAUAGUCACACUUAGUAACUUCGAAGCUGAAGAGCAUCCAUUGAGAAACCUCCGCCAAAGUGGGGUUGAUAGACUUUCAUCACCCGUACAGAUCAUCGGACCAACUUACACAACUGAUUACGUUAGUAGAUGGAGAAAGAACUCGACUCUUCCACGAGAACACGUUAGAUGGAGAGAAUGCCCUAGGAACUACAGAAAAAAUCAAGAGAGACCACCCCCGUUGUCCGACCACAUAUACGAAACGAUCGACGACGAAGUAGUGGAAAAGUACGACCCCAGUUCGGGUUGGGACCGCAAGAGCUCGACUCGUUCCAAUCAAAACAUUAUUAGUUCCUUGACUGCAGUGCUGACAGGAUCUCCCCGACCGCGCCAUCUUCCUUUAUUGAGGGAUACCUAUCUCAGACCACAGGUGGCAUACAGCGGUAUACACAGCCCGACCGAUUCCGAAAGAUCCUCUAGCAGCUUGAUGGAUGGAAGAAGAGUCAGUUCAUCCACAUCUCCGGAAAUCACGAGCUCACCAGGAUUCGAAGCCAACGAUUCGCAAUUCUUGCAGAGCCUUCCGAAUCUCCGCAGCGCGGAUAAUGUAACUGGAGAAUUCUCCCACGUUUCCAAGUACCCGAGUGAUAAUACAGUUCUAGCAGGUGCAGAAGAGAAAGACUGAAGUGGUUAGGAAUGUCUCCACCCAAAAUACACAAAAUAAAUUUGGAAAAUAUCGGUGCCUUUCCGGGAACCGUUGUGCAACCCUGUGAUACGUUUGCAAAUUAGAAUUUAAAAAAACAAGUGUGUUAUUUGUAAAUAUAAAUGGUUCGUGUCGAAGAAAAGUUCGUUAGGAUGUCUGAUCCUUGCUCAAAAGUCGCCUUGCAACCCUUCAAAAAAACAAACAACCACACAACUGGGUAAAUUCCAAUAUUAAAAGAAAUUGUAUCCCACGAAGAAGUUCCUCUGUCAAAUGCUCUUUUACCUUUAAAAAUAUUGUUUUUUGGCUGUAUAAAUCGUUUAUAUUCUGUAUAAAAAUUUAACAAUAUUGAGUAUCUCUAUAUAUAUAAAUAUAAAUAUAUAUAUUUAAAAAUUGUCUUCUGUUCACCUUACCCGCAUUAAGAAUUUUUUACUGGCUAUUGAGUUUUCUGUGAUAUUUUUGUGAAAUA
Centruroides sculpturatus (bark scorpion) is the source of this 3808-nucleotide messenger RNA. Its product is annotated as latrophilin Cirl-like. Gene Ontology annotation, cellular component: membrane. Lineage: Eukaryota; Metazoa; Arthropoda; Arachnida; Scorpiones; Buthidae. Gene Ontology annotation, molecular function: G protein-coupled receptor activity. Gene Ontology annotation, biological process: cell surface receptor signaling pathway; adenylate cyclase-activating G protein-coupled receptor signaling pathway. The record is from RefSeq and is a predicted model, not a curated record. The transcript has 19 exons. Bases 136 to 3324 code for a protein of 1062 amino acids.